CGAGUAAUUAGUGAUUUAAUAAUGUACAGUAAACUAAUUUGUGUUGCAAUUUAUUUGUUUUUAUUGGGCACCAGUGAUGUUAAUGGUGAUUUUCUUUUUAAAUUUGGUUGGUACAAAACUUAUCCAAAUGGUUCCAGAACUGAAGUCAGUGAAAUUUCUAGUCUCGAUAAGGCUAUUAUUGGAGAUACAAAAUAUUUGAAAUUAAAGGCUAAAAUACCCGUUCUAUUUCCUGGAUCAGUGAAAAAUAUAGAGCACCUGGAAAUACUGAAAUUGGUAUCAUGUAACGUUCAUACUAUACUUCCACAAGCUUUUAGAGACAUACCCAAUAUAUCGAUGAUUGCAUUAAAUGAUAACAAAAUUAAAGGCAUAAAAACAGGAAUUUUCAAUAAUUUAAAUGUAUCAACAAUACUAUUACACAGAAACAAAAUCCAGUUCAUUGAAAGUGAAGCUUUUGAUAAUAUGACUAGAUUGAUUAAGCUACAACUUAACAGCAAUUUUAUAUCAUAUUGGGAUAAUAAUUGGUUCAAAAACACUCCACAAUUAUCAGAGCUAUAUUUCAGAAGAAAUGCUAUAAGAACCAUACCCAGUAGAGCUUUCAAAAAUGUCCCUGCAAGGAAUAGAAAACUUAAAAUAUAUUUAAGCAAGAACUACAUAUCGUCUUUGGAACAAGAUGCUUUUUACGGUUUGAAAGAGUGCGGCCAAAUCUGGUUGGAUCGUAAUGAAAUUGUAGAUUUAAAUGAACGUCUUCUUGCAGAUAUGGAGUACUUAGAAGUGUUGAUAUUAGCAAAAAAUUUCUUAUCAAGUGUACCUAAUAAAUUAUGUAACCAUUUGAAAUCCGACUUAAUAUCAUUGGAUUUAACGAAUAAUAACAAUUUGACUUGUUUGGAUUAUGAAUUAGUACAAAAGGUCAAACUAACAAAUGUGCAAAAAAUUCGUGGUUUAGAUUGCGGAUGUAUUAAAAAUUUGAAGAAUAAAUUUGUUAAUAAUUCACAGAAUAAUGAAAUAAAUAGUGACUGUUAACUAUAUUGCAAAUUUAAUUUAAUAUUUCAAUUUACUCUAGAAUUAGCACAUAAAAUUCAAUGCCACCAGAUCUACAAAUAUGGUAGACUUGCAGAUACUUGAAGAUACUAGGAGGGGCCCAAAAAAGACGGAAUAAAAGAGCGCGGACGUUCCUAGGCGUAGUAGUUAAUAACAAAGUGUAUUAUUGCAUAUCCAUAAAAUCCGAACCAAUAGAAAAAUUCCUCCCUAAUGGCAUCACG
This is a messenger RNA of Psylliodes chrysocephalus, 1259 nucleotides long. Lineage: Eukaryota; Metazoa; Arthropoda; Insecta; Coleoptera; Chrysomelidae. The record is from the annotation of a GenBank genome assembly.